Molecule: messenger RNA, 1315 nt
Organism: Parastagonospora nodorum SN15
Lineage: Eukaryota; Fungi; Ascomycota; Dothideomycetes; Pleosporales; Phaeosphaeriaceae
Exons: 4
Coding region: 182-1120 (312 amino acids)
Cellular component (GO): eukaryotic 48S preinitiation complex; multi-eIF complex; eukaryotic translation initiation factor 2 complex
Molecular function (GO): RNA binding; translation initiation factor activity; ribosome binding
Source: RefSeq, a predicted model, not a curated record
AACCUCAUAUUCCGCGCGACACCGUCAGACGACUGCUUCCAAGGGACAGAACAGACCUUACCCUGACACUACUCCGGACGCGCAGAGAGACAGCCUAGCCCCGCGAAAUUCCCCACAUCGACGCAAGUCGCACAACCAAACGAAAUCCUACCCAGGCGAAGAGAAGGAGCACAUACACACCAUGUCUCUCACAAAUUGCCGGUUUUAUGAGGAGAAGUACCCGGAGGUGGAGAGCUUUGUCAUGGUGAAUGUGAAGCAAAUCGCAGAGAUGGGCGCAUACGUCAAGCUGCUAGAAUAUGACAACAUUGACGGCAUGAUCUUGCUCUCCGAACUGUCCCGAAGACGUAUUCGUUCCAUCCAGAAGCUCAUCCGUGUUGGCCGCAACGAAGUCGUCGUCGUGCUCCGUGUAGACAAGGACAAGGGUUACAUUGAUUUGUCAAAGCGUCGUGUUUCGCCCGAGGACAUCGUCAAGUGCGAGGAGAGGUACAACAAGUCGAAGAUGGUACACAGCAUCAUGCGCCACGUCGCCGAGAAGACGACAGUGCCCAUCGAGGAGAUCUACCAGAGCAUCGGCUGGCCGCUGAACAAGAAGUACGGACACUCCAUCGACGCUUUCAAGCUCAGCAUCACCAACCCCGAGGUGUGGAACGACGUCACAUUCCCCAACGACGUGGUCAAGGAGGAGCUUCAGAGCUAUAUUGGCAAGAGGUUGACGCCGCAGCCUACCAAGGUGCGGUCAGAUAUCGAGGUCACUUGCUUUGGCUACGAGGGCAUCGAUGCCGUCAAGGAGGCUCUUCGCACCGCCGAGGCGAAGAACACCCCUGAAAACCAGGUCAAGGUGAAGCUUGUGUCGCCGCCGCUUUACGUCCUCACAUCACAAUGUCUCGACAAGACGGUCGGAAUCGCUUGCUUAGAACAAUCCAUCAAAGACAUCAAGGAGAGCAUCACAAAGGCGGGCGGUGACUGCCAAGUCAAGAUGGCGCCCAAGGCGGUUACCGAGAACGACGACGCCGAGCUGGCCGCGCUCAUGGAGAAACGGGAGCGCGAGAACCAGGAAGUCAGCGGUGACGAGGACGAGAGCACAAGCGAUGAGGGCGGUGUUGUCGAAGCCGACUCUUAGAGUGCCUUUUUGUAUACGACUGGUCAUGACGGGGCAUUCAGCGAUGUCAAAAGUUGAUACUCGGCGUUUGGGUCUCGAUGCGAGGCAUGCGAGGCAUGCGUGCCGCGUACAUGGACAUGUACAGCAGUUCUCGAUAUGAGCAGAGACUCUCAUGCAUGAUUGUAGAAUCCUACCAAGAAGUUCAAAUGCAGUCAG